This is a messenger RNA of Penicillium taxi, 1659 nucleotides long. RefSeq names its product Amino acid/polyamine transporter I. Lineage: Eukaryota; Fungi; Ascomycota; Eurotiomycetes; Eurotiales; Aspergillaceae. The coding region runs from base 1 to 1659 and encodes 552 amino acids. Gene Ontology annotation, molecular function: amino acid transmembrane transporter activity. The record is from RefSeq and is a predicted model, not a curated record. Gene Ontology annotation, biological process: amino acid transmembrane transport. Gene Ontology annotation, cellular component: membrane. The transcript is spliced from 2 exons.
AUGUCAGCUAGAUCAGAACAGCCGCAUAGAUAUGACAUUGAAAGAGAUGCUACACCAUACGACUUUCAAGACGGACAGCUAGAAUUCGACAAGAAUUGUGCUACACGAGAUACUAUCGGUGGUCUACAGAGGCGACUCAAGUCACGACAUGUUCAAUUUCUAGCUCUCUCUGGAGCAAUCGGGACUGGUCUCUUUGUCGGCACUGGUCAAGCUCUGUCACUGGCUGGGCCAUUAUCAGCAGUGCUUGCCUAUCUCAUUACUGGGCUCAAUCUCUAUGCUGUGAUUAACAGCAUGGGGGAGAUGGCAACCUGGCUGCCACUCCCAGGCGCUGUUCCUGUAUAUGCAUCUCGAUUUGUUGAUGAAGCGCUUGGAUUCACGCUGGGCUGGAAUUAUUGGUACCAAUUUGCCAUCGGAGUGCCCAUUGAGAUCAGUGCAGCAGCUCUUGUUAUAGACUACUGGGCCAAUGAUAUCUCAUCCGCAGUCUGGAUCACUAUUCUGUAUGCGACUAUCUUUGUCAUAAAUCUUCUCCCUGUCCGAGUAUACGGUGAAUUGGAGUUCGUGCUUGGAUCGAUCAAACUCACGACCAUCAUCGGAUUGAUGCUCCUCAUGUUCAUAAUUACUCUUGGCGGAACCCCUACCCACGACCGGAUCGGUUUCCGUUACUGGCAAACCCCGGGCCCCAUGAACAAAUAUUUAAAGAAUGGCUCCCUUGGUCGAUUCUUGGCAUUCUGGAAGGUCUUUAUCCAAGCUACAUUCAGUUACGGCGGGAGUGAGAUGGUAGUUGUUGCAGCUGGCGAGACAGAAAACCCGCGGCGAAAUAUCCCAAAGGCUGUACGCCGUGUUUUCUGGCGAAUUGCUAUUUUCUACGUCGGUAGUAUUUUCCUCGUUUGUCUCUGUGUCUCUUCGCGAGAUCCCCGUCUUCUCAAUGCCCUCGACUCGGGCGCUAAUGGCGUUGGCGCAAGUCCGUUUGUGAUUGCAAUCGAGAAUGGUAGAAUCAAAGUACUCCCCUCCAUCAUCAAUGCAGUCGUACUUACAUCCGCGCUCUCCGCUGGAAAUUCAUUCUUUUACGCUUCAACUCGGAUUCUCUACGCUACUGCGCUGGAUGGCAAAGCACCUCGAAUCCUUACAUAUGGAAGGUUUGGUGUGCCAUAUGCCUGUGUUGCUGUUUCGGCUGCACUGAGCUUACUGGUAUAUCUCAAUGUCUCAUCGAGCUCGGCUGAAGUGUUCUUCUGGAUUAGUAACCUGAGCUCUGUUAGUACUCUGGUAGUUUGGUCGUCAGUUUCAAUUACAUACAUCCGUUUUUACCAUGGAUUAAAGCACCAUGGCAUUCCAAGAUCAUCACUUCCUUUCCAAUCGCCUUUCCAGCCUUACCUAGCAUACUUUACUGUGAUCUUUUCCUCAACUGUGGCAUUUUUCAAUGGCUUUGAUGCCUUUUUCCCCGGCCAUUUCAGCGCGAAGACUUUUAUUCCUCCAUAUAUCGAUAUCCCAAUCUUUGCCUGUCUGUUUCUGGGCUAUAAAUUGACCAAGGGUACCAAAUUUGUGAAAGUAGACGACAUGGAUCUAUGGUCUGGGAAAGAAGAAGCUGACAGAUUGGAGGCUACUUGGGAGGAACCCAGGCCUCAUAACUUUCUGGAAAGAAUCUGGUUCUGGAUUGCCUAA